Stereum hirsutum FP-91666 SS1 is the source of this 3936-nucleotide messenger RNA. RefSeq lists its product as uncharacterized. Gene Ontology annotation, molecular function: protein binding. Lineage: Eukaryota; Fungi; Basidiomycota; Agaricomycetes; Russulales; Stereaceae. The record is from RefSeq and is a predicted model, not a curated record. The transcript is spliced from 12 exons. Bases 1 to 3936 code for a protein of 1311 amino acids.
AUGCCGGAGUACGUGUACGCUCUUUACGACUUCCUUCCAGAGCACGAUAACGAGGUCGAGUUUCAUGCGGGAGAGCGGAUAGAGUUCGUCGAGAAGGAUGAUUUGCAUGCUGCACCCACAGCGACAUCUACCGCCAGUGCCUUCCAUUUAGCCCCGAUCACCGCCUCCACUAGUGGUGCACGGACUCUAUCUCCCGAACCCGCCCAUCCUCCUACGAGUUCCGGUGGUCUGCAUUCCUUAGCAGAAGAAUCGGAGAACGAGUCGGUCGCGCCACCGAAAGUUUCGGUAUCUUCAGAUGGGACCGAUGAAGGGGCGGUGAUGCGGGAGACGAUGACGGAUGUGCAGCAGGCGAUUGAACAAUUGGGUCAGAGGCGGAAUAAUGGUGCUGGUGGACAUACGGAUGAUGAAGGUCGUUCGUUCACCUUCUCGUCCGUGCGCGAGUCGGAGUCGACGGAUCGUGAGUCAGAUAUCGAUAUGGAGUACGGAUGGAAUAACCAGAAGAACGUGCGGAAGAGGUUGGCGAAGAAGGUUAGCCGGGCGAACGAGGAGGAGAGGAGGGAGAGGGAGAGGGAGGCGCAAUUGGAGGUGGUGCGGGCGAGGGAGAGAGGGAGCAUCAUGGCGAGUCAUAUGGCGCCACCGAUUGAAGUAGAGUUGAGUGACGAGAGCGAGGACGAAGGGGACGAUGACCAUCACCACCAUCAUCAUGGCCAUGACCAAGAAGACAAGACGGAGCAUGGGAGGGUUGCGAGUCAGAGGUCAAGCUCACAGAUGAUUCCGGAGGAGGACGAGGACAAUCAUCUCCUCGCCGUUCCUACCGCAACCCGUGGAUCGUUCGGCACUCCUCGAGGCCCAGAGCCAAUCGUCCCUAGCGAAGAUUAUAUCGUACCCUCGCCAGGCUCUCAUAAGACGGGUUACGAAGAGGUCCCUACCGUCACUCAAGCAUCUUUCCCCGUCGCUGCUCCCGCAUCCGAACGGACGUCCUCGCCAUAUCGAUCCGGAACGCUUCCUAGUCCAAUCUCACCGGGGUUUACGACUGGGACGACUGGGACGACCGCGGGAACCGGGACUGUAACCGAUGAUACCAGGCCGACGUCUACGCAGCCCUCCGCAGCUUUCUCGAAAACGUUCUCCGUCGGCGAUAUCGAACCGAUCGCUACGCCCAUCCCCGUCAGUAUUAGUGCCGCCAACGCCACUGGAGAGCCCCCGGCCAGUACCCUCGCCGCCGCUGCCAACCUUCUCCCUUCGCCUGCCGCGUCUUCGGCGAUGGGAUGUACGACCUCUCCUGUACAUAAAUCUGGCCUGGCGCUGUCACCUUCGAGUCCAGGGAGCGGAGGUCCGAGGACGGGUGGAUCCAGUGGCAUAGGCAGUGGACAUCCGAGUGACUGGACGGUGGAUGAGGUCGUGGAGUGGCUGAGAGCGAAAGGAUUUGACGAAGGGGUUUGCGAGAAGUUCAUCGAGCAAGAAAUCACCGGCGACGUUCUUCUUGAACUUCAUGUCAAUCUCCUCAAAUCCGAAAUCGGCAUCCCAGCCUUUGGCAAACGCAUGCGUAUCGCCAACGCUAUCAUGGAACUCCGUCGUCCACCAUCCGCUCUCUCUUCCCACCACGACGCCAACUCCCAAAUCAACGGUGCUCCCGGUACUGGUAGCAGUCAAUUCAACGGCUCUGGCAACAACGGUUUCCGUGGUCACUCCCAGAGCCAGAGCCUCGCGAUGUCGCACUCCAGCGCGCCACAGAGCCUGAACAGUCCGUUCAUGCUAGCUAGUCCGAAUAGCGCGGGAUCAGGACCGGCGAGUGUAGGCGGAGGUGUGGUCGUGACUUCAACGGGCAGUCCGAUGGCAGUUGUGGGGAUGAUUCCGGCGGACAGCUUCAGUGCGCCGAAUACGGGAUUGAUGGGCAUGGGCGCUGGCGAGUCGCCGAUGGGGAUGGGAUUGGUGAGGAGAGAUUCGGAUCCGGGUGUUAGAGGACCGGGACAAGGCCAGGACGACGAUCAGGUCGGGCUGGGAUUGGGUAUACCGAGUGCGUUGUUGACGGGGAAGAAUAGGAAGGGCCGGCCAUCUCAGUUGACGUUGAGUCCAAGCGAUAGCGCGCUGGGUGAAAACGUGAAGGCGGUUGCGGGCGGUGCCUACACGGCGGAUGAGACGGAAGAUGACAGGGCUGUGGCGAGUGAGAAUGAUGGGGACAGGAAGCUCAAGACCCGGAAAAGCAUGUUCGGUCGUUCAGGUUCCAAAUCGUCCAAAGACGGCGACUCAGCCAAAGAUCCCGUUACUCCCAACUCGAUCGCUACCCCCCAAGAGGAUGGUUCCCCUGUUCAGCGUCGAACGAACGGUAGGAGACAAGGUAGUCUGGAUGCGAACAAGGGCAACGACCGAUUGAGCAUUUUCGGUGGUGCAUUCUCUGGAUCGUUGAGCAAGUCGAGGAAACCGCCUCCUAGGUACUCGGCGAUGGUCGACAAUGCGGACCUACAGCAUGAGAAGAGCAACCCAUUCGCUCUUCUUGGCCGAAGCGGUAAGAAGUCGUCCUCCGGUAGGCCCUCCACGUCCGACGGGCAGUCCACUCACAAGAAGUGCUUCGACCCUGCCGCCACUCCAUCGAAGAAGAGCCAUAAGGAGAAGGACGAGAAGGCUUCUCGCGACUCCAAAGACUCGAAAGAACGCCUGUCCAAAGAGCAAGCCGUCCUUCGUCGUCGUACAUCGUCUCAGGUCUCGAGUCCUACGCGUGGUGGGACUCCUAACGCCGCUGCGUCUGGUGCAGGCGUGGGUACGGGUGUGGGUACGGGUGCUGGUACGGGUGCUGGUGCGGGUGCAACUUCGGGAGGAGAGGGGCAGAAGGCGACGUUAAAGGCAGGCCAGAGUAUCUUGCAGCAGAUCGGGCAGGCUGAUCAUAAUGGGUGGAUGAGGAAGAAGGGCGAUAGGUAUAACACGUGGAAAUCGAGGUAUUUCGUGUUGAAGGGGCCACAUCUUUAUUGGUUGAGGAGUAAUUCCGCCUCGGAGACAAAGAUCAAGGGAUACCUCAACAUCGCUGGAUAUAAGAUCAUCACCGACGAGAAGGUCGACCCGGGAAAGUACGGCUUCAAGCUCGUCCAAGAAAACCAACUCGUCAUUCGAGAGUGGAUGAAGGCACUCAUGAAGGCUACUAUCGACCGGGAUUACACAAAACCUGUCGUUUCCUCCGUCAAUAUCCCCACGAUUCCUCUUACCGUCGCUCAGGCUAUGAACCCAGCCCCAAGGCCACCAUCACCUACCGCUCGCGCCGCCACGCAAAAGGCUCUUCGCCGCGAGAACACGAAUCAGCUCUCGACUCGUGACGCUCAGAUUCUCAUGAUGGGGGUUUCUGGUGACGCUACGGACAACGGGAGCAAGAUGCGCCUCGACUCCUUUUUCGACCAAAGCAACGACACCGCCGGAACUCCAAUGCAACGAUCGACUCCUGCGCCACUCGGUGCGAGAGCGAUGACGCCUAAGGGACCAGCCAAAUCGCCGCCGCCUAUGAGUGUACCCGCUCCGGCUCCUGCAAGGCCUUCAAGGGAGAUGAGAAGGUUGACCAGCGACGGCAGCAAUAUGAAGAUGGAUAACACUACACCCGGCCCUUUAUACGGCGGUCUUGCCAUUCUCCGUCUCUCCGAAUCGAUUAAAGGGCGUCCAGCAUCACCUCCCGUGCCCGACUCCGCCUUCCCCUCAGGUCCGAACGAUGAUAAGCUCGACGGUUUAUUCCGGUUGUUCGAUUUCCUCCUCGAUAACGACGUAAAGAUGGGCAGCGUUAGUAUCAACGACGUGAGAAUGGGAAAGAGAGACAAGAUCCUGCAGUUGUUGAAGGCGUUGAAGGCGUGGGAGGAUAAGCGAAGGCAAAUUGCGGAGAGCAUUGGUUCGGGGGCGAGCGCAGAGAUUUUCUGCGGCCAUGGACUACUUUGGGUCGAUUGGGCUAGUUUCUUGGUUUAG